Molecule: messenger RNA, 563 nt
Organism: Vigna umbellata (rice bean)
Lineage: Eukaryota; Viridiplantae; Streptophyta; Magnoliopsida; Fabales; Fabaceae
Cellular component (GO): membrane; intracellular membrane-bounded organelle
Molecular function (GO): heme binding
Source: RefSeq, a predicted model, not a curated record
CGUGUCUUAUACUGUCACACUCAUUUCUUACACGAACUUAACCAAAAUCGUCAAUCAUUAGCAAGAAUGGCCGAACCAAGGGUUUUCACUCUCUCACAGGUUGCUCAGCACAGAUCCAACAAAGACUGUUGGGUGGUGAUCAAUGGAAGAGUUUUGGAUGUGACAAAGUUUUUGGAGGAACACCCGGGAGGGGAAGAGGUGGUUCUAGAAGUUGCUGGGAAGGAGGCGACGAAGCAAUUUGAUGCCAUUGGACACAGCAAAGCAGCACAAAACAUGGUACUAAAGUACCAGGUUGGUGUUCUCGAAGGUGCCAAGGUUGAAGAGGUAGACAUGAACGAUGAUGUUGUUGACAUGGAAUCCAACAGCAAAGAGAUGAGUGCCUUCGUCAUCAAAGAUGGUGCAAACUAUAAGUCAACCUCAUUUUACGAGUUCUUUGUUCCUCUUCUUGUUGCUGCUCUCUACUUUGGCUAUCGAUGCCUCACCGUCCCUCAAUAUUAGCUCUUCUUAUUCAAACUUGUUGAUCAUAUGAUCAAUUGCUUUAUGCUGCAUGUCUUAGCUUUUAA